Myxozyma melibiosi is the source of this 1932-nucleotide messenger RNA. RefSeq names its product CDP-diacylglycerol-glycerol-3-phosphate 3-phosphatidyltransferase. Gene Ontology annotation, molecular function: CDP-diacylglycerol-glycerol-3-phosphate 3-phosphatidyltransferase activity. The coding region runs from base 251 to 1897 and encodes 548 amino acids. NCBI's taxonomy places the organism in Eukaryota, Fungi, Ascomycota, Lipomycetes, Lipomycetales, Lipomycetaceae. Gene Ontology annotation, cellular component: mitochondrion. Gene Ontology annotation, biological process: cardiolipin biosynthetic process. The transcript has a single exon. The record is from RefSeq and is a predicted model, not a curated record.
CUGGCGCGCGUGUGCUGUGUUUUGGUUUCUUAUUUAUAGAACAUUGUCUGCUCUUUGUGUUCUUUCUUGCUCUUGUUUGUCUGUUGUUUGCUCAAUUGUUCUUUUACUUUAUCUCCACUCUCUUCUCCUCACUUUUCUCUCCAUUUCCAUAUCUUCAUUGUCACCUGAUGUCACGUGACAUUGCACGUGACUACAACCCUCCUCCUCUUGACCUUCUCCCGACACCUCAUCCACCCCACCUCCAUAUACAAUGCUCGCCCUCUCGCGCGCCUCGUCCUCCUUCUCGCGAGCCGGACGCGUCUCGGCGCGCUCUGGCCGCAGCAGCAUACAGCGCCAACGCGUGCUUCUGCACCCGCACCAGCAGCAGUCCCGCCGCGCAAUGGCUUCUGCCUCUGCCUCUGCUGGUGGUCCUUCGUCAUCUUCUUCGUCCCCUGCACUUCUGCAUCCUUCACUCCUCGCUCUGCUCGACGAUCUCGACAAACUCUCUCCUCGUUUCUACCUCUCUCCCGGCGAAAUUGACAUCCUCACUACCCCCGCAGAUUUCUACGCGACCCUCAAAUCCAAGAUCCUGUCCGCGCGCUCGCACGUCUUCCUCGCGACCCUCUACAUCGGCCGCACAGAGCACGACCUCAUCGACACCCUCCGCACCGCUCUGCAAAAAAACCCAGACCUGCAGGUCCAUCUCCUGACCGACGCCCUGCGCGGCACCCGCGAAGCUCCGCACGCGUCCUGUGCUUCGCUCAUGGCUUCGCUCGCCGCUGAUUUUCCCGACCGCGUUCACGUGCGGCUGUUCCACACGCCCAAGCUGCGCGGUCUCGCAAAGGCGGUCACGCCCGUGCGGUUGAACGAGGGAUGGGGGCUGCAGCAUAUGAAGCUGUACGGAUUCGACGACGAGAUUAUUCUCUCGGGAGCGAACUUGUCGGAGGACUACUUCACCAACCGGCAGGAUCGAUAUUACCUCUUCCACUCGGCUGAGGUCACCGCCUACUACCGGCGCAUCUUCGAGGCCGUUUCUGCGCUCAGCUAUAAGCUGGACUCAGACGCAAGCUCGCCUUCUCAGUUUAAACUGUCGUGGUCUACAGACCCGUCGCUCACUUCUGCGCCUGAACCGACCAAACAUCCCAAUACGUUCUGCAAGGCCGCUACAGCUCUAAUCGCCCCCCUCCUGCGCCCACCCGCUUCCUCCACCUCCUCCGCCUCAUCCUCCUCCUGCAUCACAAACAAGCAAGUGAAAACAGUAUUCUACCCAAUCUCCCAAAUGACGCCCCUCCUCCGCCCAAACCACUCCACCGAAGCCCCCGCCGUCGAACGCAUGCUCGACGUGCUCUCCGGACCCGACCAGUUCUCGUGGAUGUUCACCGCGGGCUACUUCAACAUCCACCCGACCUACCGCAGCAAAUUCCUCGACUCGGAUCCGGAGAAAGGCAUCAUCAUCACUGCCGCGCCCGAAGCAAACGGCUUCUACCAAUCCGCGGGCGUGUCAAAGUACCUGCCUCCCGCGUACACGCAGCUCGCGCACGAGUUUGUGAAAGACGUCGCGGCGCGGAAGAAGAGCGAGAAAAUCAAGCUUCUCGAGUGGCAAAACGGCGUGCUCAACCAACCCGGCGGAUGGACUUACCACGCCAAAGGAAUCUGGCUCACUCCACCCGCCGAGACCACGCCGUGCGUGACCGUGAUUGGGUCCUCGAACUUCACGCGGCGAUCGCACACAAUGGACCUGGAGUCCAACGGACUGAUUGUGACUGUCGACGAGGACCUGCGGCAAAAGAUGAAGGACGAGACCGAGAACCUGCAAAAGUUUACAAAGGUUAUGGAGGAGAAGGAUUUUCAGGCUGAGAACCGGAAAGUGGGGUUGGGCGUUAAGCUCUCGCUCGCGGUGCUGGGUCUUGCCUUGUAGGCGGGAAUAAUUACUUGUGUAAAUUACAUUUUGUA